CACAGCCCGGCCCGCAGCGGCAGCGUCAGCGCCGGAGGGCGGGGCCGCGCGGGGACACGGCGCCGGAGCUGCGCCCGCGGCCUCGGCCGCCCGGUCACCGCCUCCCCGCGCUCGCUUCCCUUGCCGCGGCGUCCCCGCGAAGAUGGCCACCGACGGGCUGCACGAGAACGAGACGCUGGCGUCGCUGAAGAGCGAGGCCGAGAGCCUCAAGGGCAAACUGGAGGAGGAGCGGGCCAAGCUGCACGACGUGGAGCUGCACCAGGUGGCGGAGCGGGUGGAGGCCCUGGGGCAGUUUGUCAUGAAGACCAGAAGGACCCUCAAAGGCCAUGGGAAUAAAGUUCUCUGCAUGGACUGGUGCAAAGACAAGAGGAGGAUCGUGAGCUCAUCGCAGGACGGGAAGGUGAUCGUGUGGGAUUCCUUCACUACCAACAAGGAGCACGCGGUCACUAUGCCCUGCACGUGGGUGAUGGCGUGUGCGUACGCCCCAUCAGGAUGUGCCAUUGCGUGUGGUGGUUUGGAUAAUAAGUGUUCUGUGUAUCCACUGACGUUUGACAAAAAUGAAAACAUGGCUGCCAAAAAGAAGUCUGUUGCUAUGCAUACCAACUACCUUUCGGCCUGCAGCUUCACCAACUCUGACAUGCAGAUCCUGACGGCGAGCGGCGAUGGGACGUGUGCCCUGUGGGACGUGGAGAGCGGGCAGCUGCUUCAGAGCUUCCACGGACAUGGGGCCGACGUGCUCUGCUUGGACCUGGCCCCCUCGGAAACGGGAAACACCUUCGUGUCUGGGGGAUGUGACAAGAAAGCCAUGGUGUGGGACAUGCGCUCUGGCCAGUGCGUGCAGGCCUUUGAAACACACGAGUCUGACAUCAACAGUGUCCGAUACUACCCGAGUGGAGAUGCCUUUGCCUCAGGAUCAGAUGAUGCUACGUGUCGCCUCUACGACCUCCGCGCAGACAGGGAGGUCGCCAUCUAUUCCAAAGAGAGUAUCAUAUUUGGAGCCUCCAGCGUGGACUUCUCCCUCAGUGGGCGCCUGCUAUUUGCUGGAUACAACGAUUAUACCAUCAACGUCUGGGAUGUUCUCAAGGGAUCCCGAGUCUCCAUCCUGUUUGGUCAUGAAAACCGCGUUAGUACUCUCCGAGUUUCCCCUGAUGGGACUGCGUUUUGCUCAGGAUCGUGGGAUCAUACCCUAAGAGUCUGGGCUUGAUCGUCUUCUCAGAAAGUACACAUAGGUACCUGAGGAUAGAAUCUGAAAUCGUCCCAUGUAACUAGAACUUACUUCUAGAGGAUCUGAGGGUUUACUGCAACUUAGCUUAGAGGAGAAACUCAAGGCUGCAGGUUCACUUGGCGUCUCCAUAUUACUAUUACAGCUACCGCCCCUAGAAAGGGUCCAGGGGGAGCCUUCAGCACCAGAACACCUGCAAGUACAGUGUUUGUCAUUUUGAACACUUUUUAAAAUUUAUCCGUUUUUAAGGUUAUUCUAAAUUAUACUAGUCUCAGUUCAUACUGUUACCAAUAGAAUUCAGCGUUUAAUACAUCCCCUAUUAUUUCCUUGAAUCAAAUUUGUUUUCAGAGCACUUUAAAAUCUGCUUUUUCUAAGUGCGCACUGUGCUUGCUUCGGCAGCGCAUACUCUAAGUGCUCACUGUGACUUCUGGAACCUUCCUCUAGAAUUGCUGAUCUUAAUGGACUGUAUGAGGAGGGCUGUGUUAAUUGGGUUCUGAUAGUAGAAAAUUCCAAUUCCAAAUGCAAUUGGACAAAAUCACUUUUUAAAAAAUGUGUUUUUAUUGUGAAAGUAUCUUUUUUCAGUCUUACAUUCAACUGUCAUUUUUCAGAUAAAAUAUUUUCAUCUAUGUGACCUUUUAUAAAUGAAGCAGAGAUACGCGUAAGAUGCACGGGAUGUUUGGUUUAUGAAUUAUGUGAUGAUGUGAGGUAUCGCUGUUUCACUGGAACAGGAUAUUUUCUUUCAUUUGAGGGAAAAGCUGAAUGCUGUUUGUGACGCAAAUGCUUCUCAGAGCAACCAAAACUGUUCUGUGUGGGAACACAGACAGUAGCUUUAUUUAAAAACCUAUUAUUAGCAGUAGACGUAUUAGGAUUGGUAGUAUCCACUCAGGCUAAAGUGGAUCUCGUCCAUAUAAAGUAUACUCAUAUUUAUUGCAUUGCUAAUGUGAUUACAUACACAAAUUAACUGAUAGGUCUCAAAAUGAUAAUGUCUUUGCUUCUCUUAUAUUGAGAAAAAAAUAACAUAAAAAAUAUCUUGUCUCUAUUUGAAAUUCAGCAGUUCCUUCUGGAAGAUACCAAAUGCUUUUGUUACAGGGUCUCUUCAUUUUUUUGUUUUUUUGUUUAAGGUGUCGAGGCUUAUUCUUUGUUUUAGAAAACUCCUCAUUUAUCAUGAUGGCAUGCAUUACUUAGGGGAAUAAAAGGUCACCUGAGACACCAAAAAUCAUUCCUGGGAGAGGCUAGCCCUGUGGGUGGCCUAGGGUCUGACAGGCCAGGUCCUUGUAGUGCCCGAGGGCUGUGUGUGCUCAGUCCCCUGGAUCGUCCGGUCUCCUCUCUCAGCCCUGCUCCAGCCUGCCCCUUCUCCUGGUGGCAGUUCUGGCUUUGCGGGCCCAGCCUGAGGCCCCGCUGCUCGGAGAGGCCCUUCCAGCGCUGGAGCCUGGCACAGCCAUGGGACAGGCCUGCACCUGGCGCUCCUGUAAACAUCAGUGGCUGUACGAGGCCCACCCUCAAAACUACUUUUCAGGUAUCAUAAUGGACCAGUCAGUCAAAAUUCAGCCUGGCCAGUUUUUCCAUCAAUUCUUUUUAAAUAAACAUAAUGGUUAUAUUCA
Equus quagga is the source of this 2823-nucleotide messenger RNA. It is a transcript of the gene GNB5, whose product is annotated as G protein subunit beta 5. The record is from RefSeq and is a predicted model, not a curated record. The transcript has 11 exons. Gene Ontology annotation, molecular function: signaling receptor complex adaptor activity; protein binding. The coding region runs from base 143 to 1204 and encodes 353 amino acids. Lineage: Eukaryota; Metazoa; Chordata; Mammalia; Perissodactyla; Equidae. Gene Ontology annotation, biological process: G protein-coupled receptor signaling pathway; G protein-coupled dopamine receptor signaling pathway. Gene Ontology annotation, cellular component: cytoplasm; heterotrimeric G-protein complex.